GAGGUGGGGCUCAUGGGUACUACAGCAGCAGAGGCAGGAACUGCUUAUGUAACUGGGACAGCAGAUUGAGCAGAGGCUGGGGAUGGGAGCAGUGAGCUGUCGGCAGGGGCAACACACCGGGGUGUCUGCUCCUCAAAAGGGCGCCAACAUCCAGGGGCCCUGGGCCCGAGGCUGGAAGAGCCUCUGGUAUGGCAUGGGGACCAUCAGGUCAGGUGUGGGAGAACUGUGGGAGCUACAGUGGCAUCAGCGCCCACAUCAGGAGCCACUCCAGCCAGCCCUGCGGGCCCUAGAGAAGCCUCUGUCUGAGUGGCCGGUGCCUCAAUUCAUGAGCGUCUUUCUGCCAGAGUUUCCCAUGAGGCCCGUCGGGGGGCAACAGGAGCUGAAGAUUUUAGGCCUUGUGGCUAAAGGCUCUUUUGGAACUGUCCUGAAAGUGCUAGAUUGUGCCCAGAAAGCUGUAUUUGCAGUGAAGGUGGUGCCCAAAGUCAAAGUCCUCCAGCGGGAGACCCUGAGGCAGUGCAAAGAGGAGGUUAGCAUUCAGCGGCAGAUCAGCCAUCCUUUCGUACACAGCUUGGGGGACAGCUGGCAGGGGAAGCGACACCUCUUCAUUAUGUGUAGCUACUGCAGCAUGGAUCUCUACUCCCUGUGGUCUGCUGUUGGUUGUUUUCCAGAGGCUUCUAUCCGUCUCUUUGCAGCCGAACUGGUCCUUGUGCUGUGCUAUCUCCAUGACUUGGGCAUCGUCCAUCGGGAUGUAAAGAUGGAGAAUAUUCUUCUGGAUGAACGAGGCCAUCUGAAACUGACAGACUUUGGUCUGUCUCGACGCCUCGCCCAGGGAGCAAGGGCCUAUACUAUCUGUGGCACUCUUCAAUACAUGGCCCCAGAGGUCCUGAGUGGUGGGCCUUACAACCACACUGCUGACUGGUGGUCCCUAGGAGUAUUGCUGUUCUCUCUGGCAACUGGUAAGUUCCCAGUGGCUGCAGAGAGAGAUCAUCUGACCAUGCUGGCAAGUGUGACCCACUGUGAAGCUGAGACCCCAGCUUCUCUUAGUCAGGAGCUCUCACUCCUGCUCCAUGAGCUCUUAUGCCAGAACCCUCUGCACCGGCUACGAUAUCUGCAUCACUUCCAGGCCCACCCCUUCUUACGGGGUGUGGCCUUUGACCCUGAGCUCCUACAGAAGCAGCCAGUGAAGUUUGUCAUGGAGACACAAGAUACCUGGCCCAGUCCAUUGGGGUCUAUGCCCUUCAAGGACUUUGACUGUGAUCUGGAGUCCUUGGGUCACUCCAUCUCUGCAGAUUCUCUACUGUAGAUAGGUGCCCAGGUGGAAACUACCAACUCAGUAUGACCACUCUGAUGAUCCAAUGUUUACUUUGUUGUUCCUUGCUAGUCUCUUUGUAGGUACUGGUCCAGAGUUUAAAUAUUUGGCAUUCUGCAGUUGAUAGCCAAAACUGCCCCUAAUGCUUUCCUACAACCCACCUCUCAACUGCAGGUCACUUCUUCAGUACUUUCACUUAAGAUGCCAACCAAAGGCUUCUUGAACUUUAUCUUCUCCAUAUUUUUCUACCAUAAUUCCUUUCUUGGGCAAUAAUGACACUCUGUGGGUU
Molecule: messenger RNA, 1598 nt
Organism: Acomys russatus (golden spiny mouse)
Lineage: Eukaryota; Metazoa; Chordata; Mammalia; Rodentia; Muridae
Gene: Rskr
Product: ribosomal protein S6 kinase related
Biological process (GO): protein phosphorylation
Molecular function (GO): ATP binding; protein kinase activity
Source: RefSeq, a predicted model, not a curated record